Molecule: messenger RNA, 1872 nt
Organism: Eublepharis macularius
Lineage: Eukaryota; Metazoa; Chordata; Lepidosauria; Squamata; Eublepharidae
Product: coagulation factor VII-like
Exons: 9
Coding region: 128-1741 (537 amino acids)
Biological process (GO): proteolysis; blood coagulation
Cellular component (GO): extracellular region
Molecular function (GO): serine-type endopeptidase activity; calcium ion binding
Source: RefSeq, a predicted model, not a curated record
UCCUGUGUGACAUGUAGUUUGGCCUUUAUUUGACUGAUGACAUCUGGAAUCCAGAACAACUGCAAGGAAAACAGUUAAUGAACUCUGCCAAUCUGAUGUCUUCCAUAGAUGUCAAACAGGAGAGGCAAUGGAAUGGGCUUCUAUCUGCUCUGGGCAUUGCGGUGACCUUCUACAAAACCAUUUGAUCGGUAGAAUGGCAAGAAGUCUCUUGAGUAUGACCUUUCUUUUAUUAAUAUGCUCCUUAUGUGGCAGCCUAGCAUUUUCAUUUUCAGUUUUCCUAAGACCAGAAGAGGCAAGCCAGGUUCUAAGGAUUCAUAAACGUGCCAACCACUUCCUGGAGGAAAUUCGUCUGGGAGAUCUGGAGAGAGAAUGCAUGGAAGAAAAGUGUUCUUUCGAGGAGGCAAAAGAGAUUUUCAAAUCACAAGAGAAAACGAUGGAGUUUUGGUUUGAUUAUAAAGAUUUAAACCCAUGCAAAGAGAAUCCCUGCAAGAAUGGUGGAGUUUGCAAGGUUAAGUACUACCAACAUUCCUGCAUUUGCCCUCCAAGAUUUGUAGGGAAUGAGUGUGAAAUAGAGAAAACGGAAUGUUGGUACAAGAACGGGGACUGCUGGCAAUACUGCCAAGAUAAUGAACAGUCACUUCAUGUGACCUGCUCCUGUGCUUUGGGUUAUACACUAAGUGAAGAUGCAAAGCGGUGCAUACCAACAGAUCACUUUCCCUGUGGGUUGGUUAAAAGAUCAACACACUCUAAUAAAGAAAGAUCUUUUGGGCACAACCAAAAUGAUGACGGGAUUUUGGAUGGGGAGAACCAAACAUUGUCUCAGGAGAACUUGACAAGUUGGAACCAAACAUUAAUUCAGACCUUGGUAGAAUGGAACCAGACUGCAGUAGGAGGAGAGAAUGAGGAAUAUGACUUUAUAAAGACUAAAAGGAAUGCCACAGAAUCAGAUUUACAGAGCUGGAUAAACACAAAUUACACUGAUGAAAAUGGUGAUCUUAAGAUAAUUGGGGGCUCCUUUUGCCGCCCAGGAGACUGUCCCUGGCAGGUACUGAUUCAAAAUAAGAAAGGUUAUGGUUAUUGCGGUGGCAGCUUAAUCAGCAGUCAAUGGGUACUCACUGCAGCACACUGUCUUGAUACCAUUGUCCCUCAUCACGUUACUGUCGGAGACUUUGACAAGCACCAGAGAGAUCGGGACGAGCAAAAAGUUAGAGUGCACCAGUUCUGGCAGCAUCCCCAGUAUGACCCAAACACCUUUAACAACGACAUUGCCUUGAUUCAGCUAACCAGCAACGUUGUUUUCAGCCAGCACGUCCUCUCUAUUUGUCUUCCUAGCCCUAAUCUGGCUACUUUACUGACAGAAAAAGGGACAGUAGGAACAGUGAGCGGAUGGGGCAGUACUCAUGUCAAGGGUCGGUCAACCCGCUUUCUCCUGAAAGUCAAGUUGCCUGUGGUGAGCAUGGACAGUUGCAGGCAAUCCACAGAAAAACUCAUUACUGACAAUAUGUUUUGUGCAGGUUAUCCUGAAGCAACUCAAGAUUCUUGUAAAGGUGACAGUGGAGGACCCUUUGCUGUAGUUUUCCGUGAUACUUGGUUUCUCCUGGGAAUAGUGAGUUGGGGGGAAGGUUGUGCUGCAGCAGGAAAAUAUGGAGCUUACACACGCGUGUCCAAUUACCUUGCAUGGAUAAAAGAAAUUACUGAAAGUGUGACCGAUUCUGCAGGAUUUUUACAUGGGCUGAAAUAAAACCUAUUCUUUAAAUAAAACAUAAUAUUUGUAUUUUUAAUUUAGUUCUCUAUAUGCUCAAAUUUGUUUCCAUACAUAACUCCUUUCUAUAUGUUGAAGUAGCUUUCACAAUAAAAAAACUACAUGAGAAG